Molecule: messenger RNA, 2361 nt
Organism: Lactuca sativa (garden lettuce)
Lineage: Eukaryota; Viridiplantae; Streptophyta; Magnoliopsida; Asterales; Asteraceae
Product: polyadenylate-binding protein-interacting protein 7
Source: RefSeq, a predicted model, not a curated record
UAGAGAUAUACAUAAACAGGCCAAGGUCCUCUUUUCUCUUCAUUUUGUGGUGGUCAAGAGGGUUUGUUCCAUACAAGAAAACCUAGAAUUUUUUCAACGAAGAACAAGAUACAGCCUUCACAACUUCAGAGACGCCCAAAUCUUCUCUCUACUUCUGUCUCUCUGUUCUUCUCUUUUUCUUUCUUUUCCUUUUUCACACACCUCUUAUCUUCGUCAUCUUAUCUUUAUCUUUUCGUAAUCGGCGAUGGAUCCAUAUUAUAUGGUUUCUUCAAUCAUCGAGCUUCGCAAAGGAUUUGGGUAAUAAAAGCUGCAAUUUGCUGCUUCAGUUUCAGAGUGUUAUAUUAUAUGCCCUUAGUUUCCUUUCUGUUUAUUGACCUUGAAGAAUAAUGAGCUUGUCCAAUCAAGGGGCUUCCGCCAUUGACAAAAAGCUUAUCACAACAGGCAAAACAAUUCGUUUAAAUCCAGAUGCAGCAGAAUUUGUUCCAUUUGCUCUAAGAUCACCUUCUGCAAGUGUUGCUGCUCCUGAUGCAUCUUCAAGUUUUGGUAAUUUUGGUGCUACAACACCAGGGAAAGCAGUACUAGACAGAUCAGAGUCAUCUGUAUCAAAUAAUUCAGAUGAUGAGGCUCACCAAUACUGGCGUCAUCAGCUACCUGAUGACAUCACUCCAGACUUCCAUGUUGCAGGAGAAGAAGAUCCUCAAGGAAUCAAUACACUUCCCUUCUCAACCUUAUCUCUAGCAGAUGUCAAUGAAACAAAUGGAAAUAGCUUUAACAAAAAGAUGGGGUAUCCCAUUUCAUCUUCCUCAGCUAGUUUUCAACCUGCUAAACCCUGGGACAUUCAUGGUGAUCAGCUACACAACGGGCCUUCCUACAAUGGUGAUCCUGUCCAUGGGUACCUAGAUGAUAUGCUUAAUGAACAACAGAUGGAAGGAACAGAAGUAAACCCUCUUGAGUUUCUGGCUUCCCAGUUUGCAGGUUUUGCAGCUGAAAGUCUUGCAGAUGUUUAUUUUGCAAAUGGAGGCGACUUGAAUCUGACAAUUGAGAUGCUUACUCAGCUUGAGCUUCAAGUAGAUGGUGGUGGCUUAAAUCAGAAUCUAAACUCAAAGGCUCUAUCUUCUCCAAAUCUUAGUGCUAUGGAUUUUCCUGCACUUUCUCCUACAGAUGAUCAAAAUGGUGUCCAACAGCAUAUUAAUCCCUAUCGUCCUUUAGAGAAAGAGAACUUGCUGAUGUUCAAAUCUUCAUCAGGUGGUGCUCCACUUCCAUCUGGUGGUGCUACAGAUUUUGCUUCUGCUGUUAGAAAAAUGGCUUCACAGGACUCAAGCAUAUGGAAAUAUAACAGAAACCCUUCGCAAGAUUCCACCAUUGGAUCAAGUAGAAGCUCUCAUGUCUUGGCCAGUGCUUAUAAUAAUGGUGGACAUGGUAGGGUCAGUUAUGGAGAUAGAUUGGGUGGCCGGAGUUCAAACCGCUCAGCCCCUGUUUGGCUUGAAACUGGAGAUGCUGUUGCAAAUAUGUAUUCUGAGAUGCGUGGUGAAGCUCGUGAUCAUGCACGUCUUCGCAAUGCAUACUUUGAACAGGCUAGACAAGCUUACCUUGUUGGAUACAAGGCUUUAGCCAAGGAACUAAGUGUGAAGGGUCAACUACACAACAUGCAAAUGAAGGCUGCUCAUGGAAAAGCUCAAGAAUCCAUAUAUCGUCAAAGGAAUCCAGUGAGUCCAAGUAUGCAAGGAAGAGGGGGAGGAGGAGGAGGAGGAUCACAGGAAAGGCUGAUAGACCUUCAUGGGCUGCAUGUCACAGAAGCGAUUCAUGUCCUGAAACGAGAUCUCACAAUGCUGAGAAACGUUGCCAGGUCAGCAGACGAGCAUGUACAGGUGUACAUAUGUGUUGGGACGGGGCACCACACCCGUGGGACCCGCACGCCAGCUAGACUCCCGGUUGCAGUCCAGAGAUACCUGCUUGAAGAAGAGGGGCUUGACUACUCUGAGCCCCAGCCUGGGCUCCUUCGGGUCCUGCUAUAUUGAAGACAAACACCAGCCAUCAGGUAUUAUAUACUACUUCUUUUUGACACAAUAAAAAAAAAGAUUUAAAAAAGAAAAAAAGGCUUUAACCCCAUGAAAAUUGGAAGUAUUUGUUUGUAUAUGGGAAGAAAGAGAUUAGUUGGUAGCCUGAAAAAAGAAAAAAAAAAAAAGAAGAAGAUGAAAAAAGUGUAUCUGUGUAUGAUUUAAGGUGUAACCAUGUGUUUUGGUUUUGGGUAGGAGGGAGGAUUCGUUGCUUAUUUUUUGUUAACUCAACUCAACUGUACUGUAAUUUUUGUUACACAGUUUGCACUUUGCAGAUGUAAUGAAUGUAUGAUGAUUGAUAGAA